Messenger RNA from Pistacia vera, 510 nucleotides. RefSeq lists its product as uncharacterized. The record is from RefSeq and is a predicted model, not a curated record. NCBI's taxonomy places the organism in Eukaryota, Viridiplantae, Streptophyta, Magnoliopsida, Sapindales, Anacardiaceae. The transcript has a single exon. The coding region runs from base 1 to 510 and encodes 169 amino acids.
AUGAGGGAUGCCAAUCCCUGCUCCACACCAAUGGUUGUUGGUACAAAACUAUUUGCUCGUGUUAGUCCCUUAUUUGACCAACCAAGUCUCUAUAGAAGCACCAUAGGGGCACUACAGUAUUUGACCCUUACAAGACCAGAUAUUAGCUUCCCUGCCAAUCAGUUGAGUCAAUUUUUACAAGCACCUACUGAUCUACAGUGGCAAGCCUGCAAAAGAGUGCUUCGGUAUAUCAAAGGUACUCUAUUCUAUGGGCUUCAGCUCAAACCAGUGAGCACUCUUCAUGUUGAGUGUUAUACCGAUGCUGAUUGGGCUAGUAACCUGGAUGAUAGAUGGUCAACUAGUGGUUAUUGUGUCUACCUUGGUCCAAAUUUGAUUCAGUGGAGCUCUAGGAAACAAAAGGUAGUGGCUCUCUCCUCCACUGAAGCUGAAUAUAGAGCAUUAGCUCUCUCCUUUACUAAAGUUCAAUUACUGCAUUUGAUUGGUUGCUGGAUCAGUUCAGAAGUUUUUUGA